GGAUGCGACGUUGAUGUUGUGCUUCCUUGGGGGUUGUUUUCUGCGCACAUCUGUGUGCUGUAUGCUGUGUGAAGAGGAGAGUAAGCAUAUAUCCCGAUCGGUUGUGAGCUGGAUGCAUCUAUUAGUUUUGGUGGUGAUAUGUUUGGUGGUGUGGUGGUUGGACAUCGCCGAGUAGCUGAGAAAUGGGGAGAGCAUGGGGAGAGCAUGGGGAGACAAAAUCAUAUCACGUGGACACGGGUAAUUUUCCUCGGGCGAGAAGGAGGGCUUGGCAACAAUGGAGGGGAAUUCAUUAUCGAUUGAUCAAUCUUUUUGGACAAGUCAAACGUUAACAUCAACGGCGACAUCAACAACGGCAUCAACCACAACACCACUACCAAGGGUGUCGGCUUUCCCUUCACCGUUUACAAUAUAUGCAUGUAUGCACAUGUACAAUUUGAUACAUAUCAAGUUACUUGCAUCUGCUCACCGCAACUGUAAUAUCUGACAAGGAAAAGCAUAAGGCAUAACUGGUCCUUUUGGACGACGUGCAGAUUUCAGUCAAGUCCAAUCCUCAAUUUCAUCAUCUUCCGACCCUGGAUCUUUAGCCCAUACUUCAAACAAUCAAUACUUCAAACCGCAAAUCUUGCUCGCAAAUCGUACCACACCACUGUAUACUUCAUACUUGGCGCAGAAACCCGCGCAUACCUUCCGCAUUAUAUCAAUCAUGGUUCUCGAACUGCAUAUUUGGGGUCCAUCAUUCGGUUUACCCUCCAUCGAUGCACAAUGCUUAGCUACUAUUGCAUACAUGCAGCAAGUGAUCCCACGUGGUCAAUGGUCCCUUGUUGCUAGCAGUGAUCCAACCCUAAGUCCCACGAAUGAAUUGCCUGCUUUGAAAGAUAGCAGGAAUGGGGCCAUUCAUUGGGUGGGUGGAUACAGAAGCAUCAUCGAUUUUCUCACACAAUAUUCAUCUGGAAAAUGGAAUCUAGAUGCGAGCUUACGGGGACAAGAAGGGGCCGAUUGUAUAGCGUAUUCUGCUUUUAUCCAAAUGCAUGGACAGCCUUUACUGGAUCUCUCACUCUAUGUUUCUUCAAAGAAUUAUUCCGAAAUAACUCGUCCGAUUUUCAACACGAUACAAUCUUUUCCCUUGCCAUAUCUUACACCGCCCCAUCUCCGAAAGGAAGCUAAAAAAAGAACCGAAUAUCUAGGUCUAGAUUCUCUGGAUAUUGAUACAGACGAUGAUAAAUCACGAGACCAACCAAGUAUCAUACCCGAAUCUCUUAGGAGGGGUAAACAAUCUGUCUCAAGUUUACUAAAAGCUUCUCCUGAAACUAGUGCGCAAAUCCGGCUCGAUGCAUUAGCGAGCGACUUUUUCUCUGCCAUCGGAGAAUUAAAAGGAAAUAAAAAAUAUCUUGUUUCACAUGAGAAGUUGUCGAGUCUAGAUUGUCUAGCACUGGGCUUUAUGUCUCUGAUGCUGUAUCCGCAGUUACCACAACCAUGGCUGCAAAAGACGAUGAGGAAAAAGUUUCCAGAUUUAGUUCAAUGGGUUGAAGAGCUGAAAGAUGAGGCGUGGAAUGGUGUGGUUGGUUUAGAUGAUGCACUGCUUACCAAAUCUGGUAAUAGUGGGAAUGCAAAUGCAGUACAACAGAAGAAAGGGAGUUUGCCUUGGCAAGCGCCUGAAGCUCGUGGUAUACUAAAUAUUGGAGGCGUGUUUGUGGCGAGUCUAGCAGAUUCGUUACCGAUUGUGGGACAGCAGAGGAAAGACAAUCGUAUGAGACGGUAUGGUGGCGAAAAGGAAAAGGGUACUGAUGCGGGUAGCAUCUGGAAAUAUGUUAUCACAGCGGGAAGUUUAGUUGCGGCUGUCGGUUUGGUGGCGGGUUAUGCGUUACAUGAGGGUUUAAUACAGAUACCUGAUAGUUGGUCAGGGAAGAAAGACGAUGAGAUGGAGGAGAAAACACAAAGUGUAAAUGAUCUUGGAGAAGCUGGUCAGGCACUUUUCGCCUUUGCGGACCACAUGGAUGAGAGUGUACAGAGACAGAGAGAGUUGGAGAGAAAUGAUAAGCCGACAGUGGAGGUUGACGUUGAUGUGGGACAAAACGGGGCUCUGAGGUAGACUUAAAAAAUAAUACUCGGAGCAUUUUACCUCGUGGUUGAUGUCCAACGUUAUGAUUGAACAAUAGUUCUCGAUAUGAUAUCAUCCACAGUCUUAACGUCUUUGUUUUUCACACCUUGCUGUCCCUUCAUGAUCAUGCAAUCCUAGUAUUCAUUUGGCA
Botrytis cinerea B05.10 is the source of this 2249-nucleotide messenger RNA. RefSeq lists its product as hypothetical. Gene Ontology annotation, cellular component: SAM complex. The record is from RefSeq and is a predicted model, not a curated record. The transcript is spliced from 3 exons. Lineage: Eukaryota; Fungi; Ascomycota; Leotiomycetes; Helotiales; Sclerotiniaceae. Gene Ontology annotation, biological process: mitochondrion organization. Bases 704 to 2089 code for a protein of 461 amino acids.